Molecule: messenger RNA, 1056 nt
Organism: Aspergillus welwitschiae
Lineage: Eukaryota; Fungi; Ascomycota; Eurotiomycetes; Eurotiales; Aspergillaceae
Product: zinc-binding alcohol dehydrogenase family protein
Exons: 2
Coding region: 1-1056 (351 amino acids)
Molecular function (GO): oxidoreductase activity, acting on NAD(P)H
Source: RefSeq, a predicted model, not a curated record
AUGCAGUCCACCCAAACAGCAGUCAUCACCCUAUCCCUGGGCCACGCAGCCUUCGUCACUAACCACGGCAUCCCGAAACCACGCCACGAUGAAAUCCUCGUUCGCACUGCUGCCGUGGCCCUGAAUCCAAUUGACUGGAUGCUUCUCGGAAGCACUCCGUCGCCAAAUGCAGUCAUGGGCCAUGAUUACGCCGGCACCGUUGUCGAAGUGGGCGAAUCCGCCCAAGAGAGAUUUAAAGUCGGGGACCGCGUGUGUGGACUCGUCAAGGGAGCAGAUAGAACCCGCCCCGAAAGUGGUACCUUUGCAGAGUAUAUUGUCGCGAAAGCCGCGGUUCAGAUCCGCAUUCCCGAUGGGGUCAGUUUCGAGGACGCAGCUACCGUGGGCGUCGGAGCCAUUGCCGCUGGCCAGUGUCUCUUUGGGCCAUCAUCACUGAAUUUACCGUGGCCUGAGAACCAUUCCCCUAGCGAGGGUCGCGAUACAAUUUUGAUCUAUGGCGGAAGCACAGCUUCGGGAUGUUGGCUGAUUCAAGUUGCGAAAUUAGCCGGAUACACGGUCCUGACAACCUGCUCGCCAAAGAACUUCGACCUCGUGCGCCAAUACGGCGCUGAUGCAGUUUUCGAUUAUCGUGACCCUCGAUGUGCGCAACUGAUUCGGGAACAUACUAACAAUACUCUCAGUAUUGUAUGUGAUACUGUGUCAACGCAGGAUUCAGUUCGUAUCUGUGAGAAAGCCAUUAGCGAUGAAGGUGGUCAAUAUCAUUCCCUACUCCCGGCAGAAAUCAGCCGUCCGAACGUGAAAUCGACUUUCGUCAAUUGCUGCACGGCUCUUGGUGAGCCAUUUGAGUACGGAUCAGACUGCAUGGUUAUCCCUGUCAUGCCGGCGGAAUUUGAAUUCGCGCAAAGAUGGGCGGAUUUGGUUACUACUCUUUGGUCUCAGGGGAGGAUCAGGACAUUGGUUGUGGAGAAGCGUGAUGGCGGGCUGAGAAAGGUUCUUGAUGGCCUGGAGGAUUUGAAGAAUGGCGCUGUUAGUGGCAGGAAGCUGGUGUAUACGGUCUGA